Messenger RNA from Oldenlandia corymbosa var. corymbosa, 1386 nucleotides. NCBI's taxonomy places the organism in Eukaryota, Viridiplantae, Streptophyta, Magnoliopsida, Gentianales, Rubiaceae. The record is from the annotation of a GenBank genome assembly.
AUGGCUGCUAGCCUGGAGGUUGAUACCAUGAGCAGGAAGCUCAUAAAACCAUCGAUUCCAACUCCUGAACAUCUUCGAAAACUCAGGCUCUCCUUGUUCGAUCAGCUCGCGGUUCCCUGGUACUUCAAUGUCAUUUUAUAUUAUUCAGGGCCUGAUGAUGAUGAGAAAAAGAUGAACGUUGCAGAAAGACGUGCCGAAUUAGAGAAAUCUCUGUCUGAGGCAUUGCCUUCGCUUUACCUAAUCGCCGGAAGAUUCAUCCAGGAUGAUUUCUCCAUCGAUUGCGGCGAUCAAGGGGUGGAGUACGUGGAAGCUCAGGUGAAAGGCAAACUUUCGGAGUUUCUCCAAUUAGGCCCUCCAAUUGAGCUGCUCGAUAAAUUCCUGCCGUGGGAUAACCCGCCUCCGCCGAAAUCAGCCACAAGUCCACUCUUAGCUAUCCAGGUAAAUACAUUUGAUUGUGGAGGAUUGGUUUUGGGCAUAAAAAUUUCCCACAUUAUUGCAGAUGGUGGAUCUUUGGGACAAUUUUUGAAUACAUGGGCUACAACUUGCCGUGGAAUACGUACUAAUGGAGUUACUUUCAGCUCCAAUUAUGAACACUGCGUCGCUAAGCUUUUUCCUGCAAGAAAUCCAGAAGAAGCCAAAUCCCUUCCCCUGCUAAGAGUGCCAAAACAGACAGAAAAUGCUGAUACAAUUAAGAUCCAAACAGCCAGGUUCUUCUUUGAUCAGGCAAUCAUGGCGAAGAUCAUAGAAAGCGCGGCCAGCGUGAAAGGCGCGUCGCCUGAUGACCUCAAAUCGACCAAAGUUGUCGUGGCGUUGGCGCUGAUAUGGAAAGGUUUCAUGGCUCUGUCAGCCUCAAAACACGGACACACGAGGGAUUCCGCGCUGUCCAUCGCGAUGAGCUUGCGCGGGAGAGUUAGUACUCUCAAAAUCCCCGAAAACAUCUUCGGGAACUUCUGCAUUUCCGUCAUAGUUUCUUUUGACGCGGAGAAGGAUACAACUGAACUGUACGAUUUGAUCGUUCUAGUGAGGGACGCAAUCAGAAGCACAAUCGGCAGAGUCUCGCAGGCGAGCGACAGCGAAGAAGCCUCGUCGGUUUUGAUCGAAUGCAGGAGAUCAUUGUAUGAGAAGUGGGAUAAGGAAAGAGAAGGAUUGAUGGAUGUUUACCUCUGUUCAAGCUGGAGGGGAUUCCCAUACCCAAUGUAUGGAGCUGAUUUUGGUUGGGGAAAGCCAGAUUGGGUAAGUGUUGGAUCUCAGCAUAGUCAAGGAGUUUGGAUUAUGGAUGGAAGUAAUGGAGAUGCCAUUGAAGUGUGGGUGAGCUUGGAGGAGAAAGACAUGGAAAAGUUCAAACAAGAUCCAGAUAUUUCAGCCUUCCUGUCUACCCAGCUCUAG